This is a messenger RNA of Tarenaya hassleriana, 1805 nucleotides long. Its product is annotated as dnaJ homolog subfamily B member 13-like. Gene Ontology annotation, cellular component: cytosol. Gene Ontology annotation, molecular function: protein-folding chaperone binding. The transcript is spliced from 3 exons. The record is from RefSeq and is a predicted model, not a curated record. The coding region runs from base 393 to 1562 and encodes 389 amino acids. NCBI's taxonomy places the organism in Eukaryota, Viridiplantae, Streptophyta, Magnoliopsida, Brassicales, Cleomaceae.
ACAGAGAAAACAUCAUCUUUUAAAGGUCUAUUUUUUGGGGGUUGCCCUCAACAGAACGGAUUUGGAGACUUUUCAUUAUUUGUUCCAAUUGGGAAAGUGGGUUCUUCAGCCAAUUAUGUAUGCUUCUAAACUGGUUUUGAGAAACCGAUUAUGAGAUGUUAGAUGUGUUUUAGGACAGGAUAAUCAAAUCCAAUGACCACAAUCGGCCUUAUUGACAGAGAGAUGGAUUACAUAUUUACAAUUAUAACAAGUUUUUUUUUUAUUAUGCUAGAGAUAUUUGGAAUUUGUUCCCCAUGGUGGAUCCAGUUCUUCAAUGGCGUUACCAAAGUGCAAUAAUUUCUGCAUCAUAUAAACCACUUAAAAUUUUAAAAUGUACUGAGCUGGGCCUGUAAAUGUGUACGGACAAUAUAACAUUUGAGCCCACAAGAUUCGGUUCGAACGAAUCCACAAUCAGUACCGGUCUGGCAAAACCAGCUCCUGGUGCAGCUGAGUUUCCAUUGAAGAUUCAGGGACAGGGAGGGAGAGGGCACGGCGACGAAGAAGAGAUCAAAGAAGCAGCAGCUUUAGCUAUGGGGGUGGAUUACUACAAGGUCCUUCAGGUGGAUCGCAGCGCAAAAGACGAAGAUUUGAAGAAAGCUUAUCGUAAACUCGCCAUGAAAUGGCAUCCCGACAAGAACCCUAACAACAAGAAAGAAGCCGAGGCCAAAUUCAAGCAGAUCUCUGAAGCUUACGAUGUUCUGAGCGAUUCCCAAAAACGAGCAAUCUACGAUCAGUACGGAGAAGAAGGGCUGAAGAAUCAGGCGCCGCCUCCCGACGCCGGCGUCUUUUCUGACGGUCCGACGUCGUUUCGGUUCAACCCCAGAAACGCCGACGACAUCUUCUCCGAGUUCUUCGGUUUCUCACGGCCCUUCGGCAUGGGUGGCGGCGACUCCCGCUCCGGCCCGUCCGGGUUUCGUUUCGGCGACGAUAUCUUUGCGCCGUUCAGGUGUUCGGCCGGUGAAGCCUCCAAUGCGCCGAGAAAAGCUGCGCCGAUAGAGAGGCAGUUGCCUUGUAGCUUGGAGGAUCUGUACAAGGGAAUCACCAAGAAGAUGAAGAUUUCACGGGAUGUCAUCAAUUCUAGUGGGAGACCCACGACAGUCGAAGAGAUAUUGACGAUAGAAAUCAAGCCCGGGUGGAAGAAAGGGACGAAGGUAACGUUCCCGGAGAAAGGAAACGAGCAGAGGGGAAUCAUACCGUCUGAUCUCAUCUUCAUCAUAGACGAGAAGCCACAUGCUGUGUUCAAACGAGAUGGGAACGACCUCGUUGUCACACAGAAGAUCUCUCUGGCCGAGGCCCUCACUGACUACACGGUCCAGGUCACGACACUGGACGGAAGAACACUGACGAUACCUGUCAACAGCGUGAUCAGCCCUUCGUAUGAAGAGGUGGUGAAGGGGGAAGGCAUGCCAAUUCCAAAGGACCCAUCGAAAAAAGGGAACUUGAGAAUCAAAUUCAGCAUCAAGUUCCCGUCGAGGUUAACGGGUGAGCAGAGAACAGGAAUCAAACGGCUGUUAACGCCGUAGCCGCCCGGGAUUGGAUCUGAGUUAAUAACAGAUUCAGUCUCUCGGCAGAGAGAUUGAUUUCGGUUUUUUGGUCAGUUGGCUUAGGCGCAGAGAGAGAAGAGCAACUGGGUUUGGCUGUAGGAACUGUUAUUGUUUUCUUGAAUCUGGCAAAAGAGGCAUAUCUGCUUGCUUGCUUCUGUAUUUUACAGAGAUUUUCCCUUCACGCUCUGGCUCGGUUAGAAAAUUUCCAAACCUUCCGGUUCA